AUGGGCGCGGCGACACCCAUUGCCGGCCAUCAGCGGGCUUCUUGGUUCUGCUUACUUCCUUUUCUCGCUGUUACACUCCUCUUCCUCCUUCCUCCAUGUCACGCUUUGACGCAUUUCUAUCAAGUGAAUUUGCGUCUGAAGGAGAGCAACCCCAUGCUAGAGCUGCGAUGCCCUCUCUAUCAGGCGGUGCCUGGCGACGUGUUAAUCUACUCGGAUAUGCAGAGUGCCGAGUUAAUGAGAGUGGUACUGCAAGAGGGUAAACCGGCGCCUGUGCUAGCUCUACCCAUCGAGAGUCUUAACAAAGAUACUGGGGCUUUUGUCUUCUUCUGCCGAGUGUUAGAGUCAAAAACGCAGAGCUUGGUGUCGAAAACCACCUUUGUUGUGCAGAAACAAGUGAGAUCUAACAUCAAAGCUCCUAUCUACGAGACUCUCCAUUAUGAUCCUGACGAGGUGAAAGUUCUCCAAGUUAAGCUGGGUCAGUCACUUAAAGUUGAGUGUCCGAUCAAGGCUGGUGUGCAUCAGUGGUUCAGGGCUGGCGGUGAACAAAUGCUUGAGACUUUCUCAAAAGGUCCCGUGGAUGUGUUGAACUUUGCCUCUGUCAAGACGAGUGAUCUGGGUAUUUACUACUGCAGCGCCAAACCUACGGAGGAAAGCCACCCGUCCGGACUCUCGCUCCUUGUUCAGAAGUUCAUUAUCAAGGCGAACGGAGACACGAUACUGGCCCGAAUGGCGGAUGUGCACGUAGCAGAGGACCACCGUGUAGUCCAAGUGUGCAGACAGGAAAUGAAGGAACUCGGCCCCUCCAACAUGGUCAGUUGGGAAAGGCCUCUGGGAGUGGUGCAUCUGGUCCGCUCAGGAAAACACCAAAUCACCCUUAAUUCGCCAACAGCUUCUGAGCAGCCCUUUUACUGUUCCAUCGAGGAUCAUGGCACUCAGCCCAUGUCCGAAAUAGAUACCGCGACGUUGGUGCGAUCUCGUCGCAGCGUCACGAGACCUCAUUUCAUACUGAGAGAGGUCAGCGCGAAUGGAAAGACGGCAACGGUUGAGUGUCGCUGGGAUGGGAAUAAGAAUGUGCGCUACGAGUGGUUGGCGAAUGACGGAAGCAUUGUUGGGAGGGAUGCACUACAGGAGGUCAACUUGGUGGGUCUGUUGGAGCGUGUCACUUCCACCUACACUAACACUGAGUCCAGACAGCACUACACCUGUGUUGUCUUCGAUCUUGUCUCCGAAGAAAAGUUGGGCGAGAGCACUUUCAGUGGACUAACCAAAUUCAAGCAACCUGAUCUCAAUUCCGUUGAACUGUCAGAGGAGCCGGAUGAAAUUAUUGCACUCUACCCUGAUGAGCAGUUGGAAAUGCAUUGUGACAUACCAUCGUCUGCGCCUUUCAGGGCAAGAGAUAUCGACUGGUACUUUGGCGGUGAGAAGUUAGGCAGAGUACCAAACAGAGUGAACCUGGGCAAAUCGAGCAUCCUCGGCUUCACUGAAAUGUCGGAAGAUAGGACGGCUACUUACUCUUGCCGCUUUGGCGAAACUGUAAAGGCCAUACACAUUAUUGUGAGAGCGCGCGCUGUAUCAAUCAACAUUGAACCAAAGGAGGACUACAAAUCCAGCGGAAUCAAUGACAUGGCUGAAUUUCACUGUCGAGUUACUGGCAUGAAGAAUGGCGGAAAAAACGUGCGCUGGAGUUUCAUUCCAGAUGGCGCAACGGAAGAACAGGGCAUUCCGUCAGAUGUGGAGAUCUCAGAACCGUCGGCAGCUCCCGCCACGGCAUUUCUCUUCAUUAAUAACCCUGAAAAGCGCCACUCAGGGCAGUAUAUUUGUCGCAUCCGUCGUGAUAUGGAUGUUGGCAGGCUCAUUGUCGAGGACCGAAAGAUAAGCGUGAACCCUGAGGUGGUAACAACUCGUCCAGGCUCGACUGUGCGUUUCUUCUGCACCCUGACCCUGGCCGAUGGGGGAGCAGUGUUAGGUGGUGUCACGAAGGUCUCAUGGUUCCGCAAAGACCGCCGCUCACUUAGUCCUGGUCGUGAAGAAAUUAUUGCCGGCACUACCACGAGAAAUGCCGCUAUUCUUGUGGUCAAGAACGUGGACAGUGACUUCAAUAACGUCGUCUACGUUUGCACCGACGGGUUUCGUGGGGCUGAGGCGAAAAUUCUGAUUCAGGAGGUCUGUGGCCCAGGUGAACGUUCAUGUGGUGGUGACAAGUGUAUUCCGGAAAGUCUCUUCUGCAAUGGUGUUCCCGAUUGUCCUGACGGAUCCGAUGAAAUUCCCGAACGCUGUCGUGAAUGCGAGCCAAAUCAGUACGCUUGCUUGGCAGUAGAUGGUAAAGACCCCUCACGCUUCUGCUACCUCCGCUCUUGGCACUGUGAUGGCGAAGAUGACUGUGGAAAUGGAUUUGACGAAGCCGAUUGUCCAGCACCAAACCUCGAUACACCCUGUAGCAACAAGUUUUACAUCUGCCCCGACGAUCAACGACCAAUUCCUCGCUCUUACCUCUGCGAUAGUCAGAUUGACUGCACUCCUUCCGGGAGCGAUGAAAUCAGUUGCAGCCGACCAAGUGUGAUCUACCCUCCUCGAGGUCAAGACGUGAUGGGGAUUAAAGGGACGAAUGUGACUCUCAAGUGCGUUGUUCACGGACGUCCACUCCCCUCCAUCAAUUGGCGUUUCAACUGGGGUCCCCUCAAAACCGAUGUCGACUAUGUGGAAAACGUCACCGUUGAGGGCUGUGAUCGUGUCACCAGCUACCUUACAUUGAUCAACAUUGAUCCACGAGCUAGUGGAAUGUACACCUGUGAAGCUGUGACCUACCAAGACCGUGUACUAGCUCCUGAUUACACAGUUAAUGUUGGUGCGGGAAGCUACUGUUCCCUGCCAAAGUUCAACGAUGCAGCGUGGAACGAGGACAUGUGUCUUGACUGCUACUGCGCAGGUGUCUCCAAUAACUGCACAAGCCUCCGUGGAUACUCUCUUGCACCUUCGGAUAAAAUGGCAAAGAGCUCAAUCGAGGAUGUGCGGCUGGUGCAGUACGACUCGGAGGAUAAGCUGAUCCCAGGUGAGCUGCAGGGACUUCAGUUGACUGAUGCUACAAUCUCAGUUACCGUCCCCAAGGCCAAUCACACCUACUUGGAGGGAACGUUUGGACUCAACGGCGAUUGGACUACCUCCUACAGCCUCUUUUUGAAGGCCAAUAUCACGCUAGUGGGUCCAAUGGAGGACUACCAACCAUUCGCAGCUAUUGUUCUUGAGGGCAAUGGGGAAACUAUCUACUAUUGCGGGUCGUCAACUCGACCAAUUCUGUACACCGAUGCCAAUGGCUACCAGAACCAGCUCCAAGUUCGUCCCACUGAGCGCAACGGCUGGGUGACGGGUGGUCCCCAUUGCGAAGAAAAUGUGGUUACACCCAGCCGUGAACAGAUGAUGAAGCUGUUGUCGAAUGUAGAGAAGAUCCGCUUCCGAGUAAAUCCAUACGCAGGUCAGGAGAUUUACAAAUUGGAGGAUAUUCGACUGGAGCAUGUUGUGCCUACGGACGCUCCUGGGACGCUCUACCCUGAGAUUGAGUUCUGCACGUGUCCUGAGGGCUACAAGGGGCUCUCGUGUCAGCAAUGCGAGAGAGGUUAUAAGCACGAUCCAAAAGAUCCAACCAAAUGCCGUUUGGCGUGUACAUGCGAGGAGUGCGAUGCUGAGGGCAACUGUAUUGCCUGUCCGGGCAACGCAACAGGACCGGACUGCAGCGAGUGCCGGGUCGGCUUCUAUCGCCCUCUCGACAGGCCAAUCACGUCUCCCUGUCUGCCCUGCGAAAAGUGCGGCAGUGGUUUACCUCAUGUUAGCACUGAGUGUACGGCAGACCCGCAGUCACUAGAUGGUUAUCAGUGUCGAUGUGAGGUGAGGGAGGAUGGACGCUUGUUGGACGAAUCCUGUGACCUCUGCAAAACUCUUAUGUCUCCACCACCAGAGGCAAAGUGUGAAGAACGCUCGGAGUUGCUAAACCUUUGCAAUCCCCUGGGAACUGAAAGCAUCACUACUGUUGAAAUUUGCAAUUGCAAGGAAGGUUACAAGGGUGAUCGAUGCAGAGAGUGCUCUGAAGGAUACAUGAAAUACGGCGAAAAGUGUCUGCCUUGCUUCUGUGCUGGCACAACCAAAUCGUGCAAGGGCUCGGAGACGCACUUUUUUGAAAAUGUUUCACUCUCGAAUCCAGGGCGAUACAAAUUCGAAGUCUUUAUGUCGAGAAAGUUGGCAAACGGCGAGCUUGUGGCAGUCCCUCUUGACGACACUGGCAAACAACGGGUAGAACGUGCCUAUGCUCUUUCGAAUAAAGAUAAAUUGGGACCUCCUGAGGACCUUGUUAUUCGAGAGCCCCUAAUCAGUGAUGGCAUUUCACAGGUCUCCAUUAAACUCAGCGAUACUCAAAGGGGUGAUACUAAAGCCGAUCUUCCCGUUUACCGAUCUCUAUACGGAGGCAAGAUGUCGUUUCGAUUCAAGCGCGUCCGAGAAGUAAACCAUCAACCUACUGUCAGUGAGAACCGACUGAUCGCAACGAUUGAGUCACCCAAGUUUGGAACAUUCUGGACGACCGCUGUAUUCAAUCCCAGCAACCAGCGCUAUGAGGUUGAGUUCAGUGAGGACUGGUGGAAUGGCAGAUGGCGGGCACAGAAUGUUGAGUUGUCCCGAGCCGCUUUACUUCGAGUCUUGGCUACAGCCAGUUCAAUCGGCAUCUCCGUGGCCUCAAACAAAAACGCCCUUGAGAACGCACGAAUUGGUGGUCUAUCAUUUGAAAUUGCCCGUGAUUUUGCCGAUGCCUUGGCUGUGGCUAAGGAUGAGGGAUUAAGGCCUGCUCCUGUAGAAGUCUGCGAUUGUAGUCCCACAGAAGGCAGAAGCCUUUCCCCCAGUUGUGAAAUUAGUAACCGUUUUGAGCUUUCGGAUAAUCAACUAGGAACAUUAUUUCGAGAUCGCGGGCAUUUCUGCGACCUAGCCCCUAAGCUGCUAGGAAAUCUGAUCUUCUUUGAAUUGAAGACUGUUGGUUUUGCUCAGGGCUGCACCAAUCCCUCUGAGUCAACGGAGGUGAAUCUUGAUCCCUCAGGACCUGACUUCCAAUGUGGCGAAUGCAAAGGACCUCAGUGUGUCACGUGCCCAGCUGGGCAAUUCAAAUACGACUUCCUAACAAAUACCGUCUACGAUACUUGCCAAAAGGGCGUCGAGAUGGGGACAGAAGGUCGAGUGGUGGUAGCUGAGCCCGGUAGUCGUGUUGUGCUGACCUGUCGUGCGACUUCUUACCGGGGAGGCAUUCCAGUUCACACCUGGAGUCUGCCCGCCCUUGUGGCCGAUUCACCCGACGUCACUAUCAGACGUGAGCUCUUGCCCUUCAAGCCGCGUUCCGAAGAUGGCAAAUGGAGUCCAAUUACAUCUGAAGCACAGUUGCAAAUUGAAAAUGCUAAGGAGGAGUACUCGGGUCUCUAUGAAUGCCAAGUAGCCGCUUUGGGAGCAAAUCUAACCGAGCCGUUCUACCUCAUCGUCAGGGAUCCAGCCAAAGAGCAGCCAAGUGAACCAGGAUACAAGUUAAAUGAAGAAUUCCCAGUUCCAAUGCCCGUACCCGAUGCGCCACCAUUUGCCGAGUAUCUAACAAUGGACACUGAUGAACAAGAUCCCAACAUCGCAGUAAUUGAAGGAAAAGCUUCGCCACCCAACAGUCUGGAUGACUUCCACAUUGUAUGGUUGGCUCCCAACGGAACUCAGAUAACACCGCUUAGCAAUCCAGUAGUUAAUCCAACAACCAGCGAAUUUUCGGUCCGCCUGCCAGUCGACUCUGGUAAAUUGACUGAGAAAGGAGAGAAAAUUUACGGUUUCCUUGUGGGAAGAGAUCCCGUCAAGACGCCCAUAUGGAUACCUCUCCCAGAGUUAACUAGAGUCAAGCAGCCCGUCACACCUGAGACUGUCUCAAAAAUAAGACUGAGUCAUCGUUUCCUCAAUUUGUCCUUCCUUGAGCCCGCUAAGGUUCGGGUCCUCAUCCCUAAUGGGAAGCCCAAAAACGUCAAGAUAAAGUGGCAGCGCCUAGGCUCACCGCCAUUAGAGAGCUCCGACUUCCCCCAGGGCAUGGAAGUCAAUCGGGACGGUGAUUUAAUCAUCUAUGCUGCGGGUGAAGAGCACGAGGGCGUCUAUGAAGCCACUGUCACCAUUCCGGAGACAGGUGACGUUAUCAAAUUGCGCACCACGGUUAAUGUUCAGCCCUGGUCACCGCCAACGGUGGUUCCAGUACCUCCAGGACAAGCGGGAGAGAACCCCGAGGAAGUGAAAGAUGUGGAACCACCUCAACCGACGGCCGACGAUGCCUUUGUCUACUAUGUUUCCGGUUUCACUCCUGAUUCACCACAUUGUCAGAGACCCAGGUGGAUGCUAAUGGAUGAGGUUCAGAAUACAUCUAAGGAUAUCACAACAAAAGUUAACCGAGAAAAUGAGCGGAAAUUCGUCAUCAACUAUCCGUUGGCUGGUGGCAAGUAUAUCAAAUUUGAAUGUCUUCCGGUGCCCACGACCAAUCUUUCCGGAUCGCUUCAAUUCAAUAUCGAAUCGCCUGAUCCUCGGGUUAUACUUGUGCCCAAGUAUGACGACCCGCAUUCGAUCUUCCCUACAAGACUUAUCUGUGCUGAGGGCAAUCCGGAUGUUAGUGCAACUGUGAGGAUAACUUCUGACAGUUUGGACCAAAAUCAAAUCAAGGCCCUGGAAAAGCCAAGACCGGAGGAUUCUGAGAGAGUGGAAUUGGAUUGGCGUCGUGUUGGUGGAUUCCAGCCCUCCAAACACUUAGAAAAUUACACCUGUGAAGUGCGGACUCCGACAAGAACGGUUGAGAAAUCAGUUGUCAUCAAACCGAGGCUACCACCGGAGGGCUUAAUAGAGAUGAUUCAAAGGAGACAACCGAAAUUGAGGAUCUCUUCGCCGGGCCGGAUCCUCACCCAUCAAGGGGAUGAUCACUACCGACUGGAUGUCAGAGAAGGCCAGCCAGUGCAGGCACGUUAUCUUCAUCUAUUUGAGUCCAAUUUAUGGUUAAUUACCGCUUUGAUAACGCUAUACAUGCAUGCGGUGUACAAGCUCGUUGCCGAAUACGAUUCCGCCUCGGAUACUGGUGAAAUCACCUGGUCGCUGGAUGAUUCAACCGAUGUGCCAGAAAUCACAUCAGAUGGAGGACAUUCGUGGACAAAAGUCAACAUCGCUGAGAUACCCACUAUCUUUGAUGAUAAAGUCCUCAACUUUGCCAUUAAUACUCCUGAUGGAGUAAAGAGUGCCAAAGUCACACUAGCAGUUGUUCCCGAUGAAAGACCUUUCGCGAUCGUUCAUUUAAACAGCUCAGCACUUGUUAACGGUGAUCUAAUUGGACUGACGCAUGGAAACAUGGAUAUUGAUGUGAAGUCAUUCGGUCCCGAUGGAUCUGAACUGUCCAAAGAUCUGGAGACCUCCUGGCGCAUCACACAGGCCAAUGGAGCACCAGUGAAGCUUGACGACGGUAUCCUGGCUCAGCGAUACACCAUACCAUACCCCUCUCGUCUCGAAUUACAGGGUCUGCCGCGUCAGCCCACUGAAUUCCGCAUUUCUGCCGUCGUCAUUGUUCCCAUGGGUGAUAAAAAGGAACUCUUCACCUCAGUUCCAUACCGCCUUAUCGUACGGGAGCCCCUAAUUAAGGCCUACAUUCAUGGUUUAACAGAACCUGGAGUGCUCUCUGGAUCGGAGCUAGAUACCGUCGGCGCUACCUGCGUUGCGCGAGACAUCUGGCGUAACCGCACAGUGGAGGACGUCACUUACGACUGGGACUAUAUCGUUCAACCAGAGGGAGGGGCCAAUGAGUUGCGAACAACCUCUGACAAAGUUGAACCUGAUAAGGCGACUCAGGCCGAGCUGCCGUGGUCAGUUUUGACCUUCCAAGACAACUCUGUCUAUAUGGGCAAUUUAAGGAGUCGCCCUGGUUGGAUCACACAUCUUCGCUGUCGAGCAAAGACAAGUAUUGAUGAUCGGCCUGUGGUUUCUGACUGGUUCAAGCUGAAUGUCAUUCCUGGUGAUAUGGCUGCCAAAUUCCCUAAGAUCGAAAUCCGUUCAACAUUUGAUGCUGCAAUCUCCCGCUUCCCUGUCAAGGUCGAAUGUGUGGACACGAAUACGGAGGUACCAUCCACGGUGACAUGGUCCAAAGAUGGUCAGAGACUGCCCCCAUCGGUUAAAGUUGAGGCUGGAGAAAACACGGCUUCUCUAUCCUGGUCAGUUGACGAAUCGAAUGAAUUUUCGCCUCGUGAACUGGCAGGCGUGUAUGUAUGUGAAGCGAAGAACGAAUUUCGAACUGCUACUGAACGCCUAUUCCUCCCGUCCGACAUAAUGGAAAGGCAUGAGCGGGAAAAGACCCCUGUCGACAGGGAGUACAUUCGUAUCAAAUCAACGCAUUCUCCAGUUGAGGAGGUCGAUGGGAAGAAGUAUGUGACUGUCGAAGAAGGUGAACCAUUUCAGCUUGUUUGUGAGUACUACGGCUAUCCACCACCAGCGGGCGGAGUGAGCUGGCGUCUCAAUCACAAUGGCGGUGAAGGGUCAACCAAUGCUGCGCUGGCCAAAAUCAGCGGUCUUGCUUGGGAGCGCGGUCGCAACUACUGGGCCCUGAUACAGUCUAAAGCCUUCAAUCGGUACGCACCACAGACAGGUGUCUACACUUGCGAAGCGCUUGAUGAAUCUGGACGCGUUCUCGCUUCCAAUGCGGUCAAUGCUGAUGUACCUGUAAAGGACUAUAACAUUGAAGUGGAGGGAUUGGACGACUUCGGUGUGCUUCAUCUUCAACCAGGUGGAGACGGCCGUGUCAGCUGUCGUGUAAAAGAUCCUGCGACCGGCAAGGCUAUUCUUACCUUCGGCAGACUGAAGAAGCUCGAAUGGGAAGGCCCCAUGGUAGAAGCGGAGAGUGUUAAAUCACUGAACGAUUUGGCACGCGAAGUUCACAUGUCAGGAGAAGAUCUUAGUUUCCGCGGUGUCUAUGCCGAUUUGCCAGAGGGAAUGAGGGGCAAAUGCGCUUUCUGGGAUGGAAAGGUUCGCAAGGAAUCCAAACCCUUCCCAAUUGUUGUUACGGGAGAAGGAGGCACAGACGGAAAAGUUAAGGCGAUCGUUGAAGUGCUUCCCGGGGAAACGCCAAACCAACUCAAAUUCCAGUGCAAUGCUUUCGACACAUUUGAGGGUCGACACCUGAAAGAUGCCACCGUGUCCUGGUACGUCACAACUCCCAGCGGCAAUGAGGUUCUCCUUGGUCACUUAUUCAAGGAAAUCAAAAUAGAGGGCAAUGUGAUCGUUAUGACUGCUCUUCGGGAUGAUGUCGACCUCUUGGUUCUAUCUGGUGGUGAUUCAGUGGUAGAAGGUCGUUGUAUUGCCUUCAUACCGCAGACAAACAAAAGCUACCCAUCAAAACCAUUCUUAACCAUUGGUGCCAAGGAUGCAGAUAAAAAGCCUGAAGUGGUCGAGAAACCAAAAAUUGAAGACAAACCCAUCAUAACCAUCGAAGGGGACGAUAAAGGAGAUGUUCCAAUCGAAGAGGGUAAAGAUGUCAGCUUAAAGUGCCGUCUCGAAGAAAUUACACCUGACUCACCUAAAUUCGCCAAGGGGUAUGCAUAUCAUUGGCAAAUCGCUCGUAAGGAUGGACGCGCCGUGGAUACAUCCGUAGUUGCCGACACCGUUGAGGUCAUCCCCCUCCCAGAUGGUGGUCUUGAGCUCAGGUUGAAGGGUCUUAAAGCGUCCGCCGCUGGUUUGGAGGCCAAGUGCUCUGUCCUCAAUACAACUGAUGAGGACAAAUCCAAAAUGGUGAAUUUCCCAAGGGGUGCCGAUUUGGUAACCUUCACUGACGACAAGCUUGGUGAACCGCAGGAAAAGGCACAAUUCACUGGUACACCAGAAUACGACACGAUUCCGGAGAACGAUAAGAGGAAUAAGUACACGGUUAAAGUUGAUGGAUUGGACGACUUGAAUCGACUUGCAGCUCCUCUAGACUCUGAUAAGAUAUUGACAGUGAAAGUAAUGGAUAAAGAAACUGGUGAAGAAGUUUCAGUCACCAAUCCAGCAUGGAAGGCGGUUGGCUUGGAAGUUCGACAUGCCGAUGGUCGGCCGGCUCCUCUGAGCCACCUCGCCAAGGAAGUUCAUGUUGAUUCCAAUACUGGAGAGAUUAGGCUUGUAGGAUACAAGGGUGACUCUGAGUUGGACAAAGGUGACGACCUGUUCAUCCGUGUGAUUGCUGAGAAGACCCCUACUGAAGUUGAUGCCGAUAGGAAAGCAAAGCCUGGACAAUUGGGCGAUCCUAGCAAGGAGCGCUUCGCUUCCCCACUUAUCCCCGUUGCUCUCACUGACAGGGAGCCAGGUGUUAAAGACGAAAGUGACCUCCUUUUCGCAUGGGAGCUGAGAAAUAUCCAAGGUCGUCAGGCCUCCGUGAGUAUGAUUGCCAAAUCCGUUGAUAUCUCCGGAAAUCAACUCAGACUCAGUGGUAUGAAGACUUUGGCCACAGGCGAAAGCCUGCUCGGAAGAUGCGUGAUUGUCAGGAAGAUGGGCGGCUCCGAGAAGUACUACAGUCGAGACUUCCUCGUGGGGCCACUCUGCGAUCCUGUUGAAGACGAGGUUGUAAGGGUAGAAGAGAUCCCAAGUAGAGAUCCAGACCAGCGACGAUUCCGUUGUGUGGUUACAAAAAGAUCCGAUGGCUCCGUGAUACCUGGCGCCACUUACAAAUGGGAGUUUGCAAGCCCUUCUGGCGAAAUGAUUCUACCCGGCCAUCUCUUCGAGAGCAUUGAAAUUUCUGGAGACUCUAUUGGCCUUGGACAACUUCGAAGUGAUGUUGAUUUCUCGACAUACUUUGCCGACAGGAGUGUCAGUCUUAUCGAAGGUCGUUGCGAGGCUUUUCUACCUCCUGCUGAUGCUAAGGGUGUGCCCAAGAAGAUUUACUCGGAUCCUAUGGUGCAAGUGUCCAAGGGAGAUGAAGACGAAGAACCGGCCUACUCGACGAAAGAAAUAAUUGAGGAUGACAAACCUCGGGCUCUUGUGGAUGGUGCUGUGGACAACAAGGUGAUCACUAAGCCGGAUAAUAGUGUUACACUCAAGUGCAUUGGUGUCGACGACCAGACGGGGGCUAACCUGGGCAACAUUGACCACCUAUGGGAGGUGCAGACGAAAGACGGUCGACCUAUAGACACUAGUGCAUUAGCUGAAAAGGUGGAGCUGACGCCGGCAACUGAUGGAUCAGGCUAUAAACUGCGACUAAUUAAGAUCCGUCCAACCGCCGGUGGACUUCGGUUGAGGUGCGUUCUCAGAGAUUCACGUGCCAGGGAUGAGAGGCCGUUAGACCUUCCUUCUGACAGCCUUCUCAGACCGGGGGAUCAGGCUCCUGGAGAUUUAAUUGACGUUAUCAUUCAAGGCGAUCCUGAAAAACCCGAGCCUGUAACUGGAAGGCUAGAUGACAUCGUUCCAAUACCCGAUAGCGACCCAAGAAAAUCAUUCCGGGUCCGAGUUAGUGGCCUUGAUCCUGACGGAAACUUGGCUGGACCUCAAAAUUCUACCGUCACACUGAAAGCUGAGCUUAUUGAUGAAUUUACGAAUGAAAAGGCAGAUAUUCCCGAGGGUGGUGAUGUUCGUUUCGGUUUGGAAGUUACUAAAGCCGACGGAAGUCCAGCUCCACUGAACCUCAUCGCAAAUUCAGCUGAAAUUGACAGUAAAUCGGGUGAAAUCAGACUGAUUGAGUAUCAGGGAGACCAACGCAGUCCUGCCGCCAAGGAUGUCCGCAUACGGGUUGUGGCCGAACGAAGUGGACUGAAACAGCGCCAGCGAUUCGCUUCUCCAUAUAUCUAUCCUGUUUUAACCCAAGAUGGUGGGGGACCUAUCAAAGACGACAGACCGGUUGUAAAGGAGUGGCCGGAAGUAAAGCCAUUAGUCGUUGGGUUGAGCGACUGUCGUAACUUGCCCAUAGAAGUUGGUACCCGGAAGAUGCUAAUCUGUGAUGUUUCAAGCCCGACCGAAGAUCCGAAUAAACUGCUCUACGGAUGGGAGUUGCGGGGUGAAAAAGCCAACAAACUACCUCUUUCUGGCUCAAUCGCUGACUUCGCAAAACAAUCUGGCAACAAAUUGGAGCUGGUUGGACUGUUUGAACCUAGCGAGCACACUUUCGGUCGCUGUGUUGUAGCCCGACCCGGUAGUGGCAGUGCAAAGUACUACAGCGAAUACUUCGAGAUCGGUGGUACCUGCAAGCCAAGUCCCGAGAAGUUGGUGAAAGUUGAUGUUCAGGAUGUCCCACGACAUGAUCCGAACGAAAAAUCUUUUGAGUGCUACGCUUACGAUCCCACAACUGGAUCCCGUCUGGAAAAUGCUACCUUCCUUUGGCGAUUCCGAUCUGUUGACACUGGAGAGAUAAUUCCACCAUCUCUGCUCUUUGGCAAGGUCACGACUGAGGGUAAUAUGGUGACACUGAACAACUUGCGAGUUGAUGUCGACCUCGAGGCUUUGGCAGGUUCCAACAAAGUCUAUGGUGAAUGCAUCGCAGACGUCCCCAGAGGUCUAGAUGGCUUUGAGAGAGCCAUUUACUCCUCUGGUCCCAGGUUCUUUAUUGAACGGGAUCCCUCGGGGAGCCUGGAGAUUGGCGAGGUUAAGGAACCUGAAAGAGAAAAAGUCAGGUUUGAAAUGAUGGGAGUUGAGGAUGGCAGGGUAAUUUCCAGUGAGGGCGACAAUAAAGUGAUCAGCUGUGUGGCCGAGGAUCCUCAAACAAGUCGUCCGAUUGAAGGUUUGGCAGUCCAGUGGGUGUUUGAACAUAAGGACGGUACUGUAGUUGAUACUUCGGCACUUGCUAAAUCGGUUAAAUCACUGCCUCUUCCAUCAGGAGCUACUCUUCGUCUGCAAGGUAUUUGCAAGACUGCCUCAGGACUUCGCGCUAAGUGCGUGGCUGUCAAUGCCAAUAGGGGCUUGGAUACAGAACUCGACCAAAAGGAAGGUCCUCUUGAUCCAACUACGCAAGUCGACAGCCCCUACAUCGAUUUCAAUGUGAAGCCAACGGAACCUGAGGCAGAGGAAGAUAAGAUUGUGCCAAAGCCUGAAUUGUUAACUCCAAAGGACUUCAAAUUCCUCAUUGAUGGACUAGACGAAUAUGGAAAUCUAGCCAUCUCACGUGGAGCAAACAAGGUUUUGGAAGUCAAACUCAUUGAUCCUGAUACUGGUGAAGAGCUUCCAAAGGAUGCCAGUACCAAAUAUGGUGUCAAACUGCAUCGUGCCGACAAGUCUCCAGCUUCUCUGGGUGCCCUUGCUAGAAGCGUGGAGAUUAACUCAGAGACAGGGAAGCUAAAAAUAGAAGGCUAUCAAGGCGACGCUCUUAGUGACAAGGCCAAUGAUCUCUUCUUAAAAUUCACGGUAGAGCGACCAUUUCUUUCAGGUGAUGACACGGUUGAGAAGUUCGCCUCCCAGUCGAUUCCAGUGAAAACUCUAGAUAGAGCUGGCGAACCAGUUCCUGACCACCGAAAACCCGCCCUCCGUCUUCCUGAUCUCAGACCCCUUGUCCUCGGAUUAAGUAAAUGUGGUAACCUUGAGUUCGAUGAAGGCGACAAUGUCACCUUGAAAUGUAAAGCCCGAGGUAUGGCGGAAGACGAUGACAAUUUAGUUUAUGCCUGGGAGGUAAUUAAACCGGGUGGAUACAAAAUCUCAAUGGCUGGAACCCUGGCUAAAUCCGUGGAACAGGAGGGAUCGAAACUGCGUCUGAUAAAUAUGCUAGCUCAGAAAGACAUGCUAUUUGGUCGCUGUCUGAUUGCUCGCAAGGCUGGCAACAGAGCUCUCUACGGCAGCCACUACUUCCGCAUCGGUGGCAAGUGCGAGCGCAAGGACAAAGUCGUUGUAAAGGUUGAUGAGGUCCCAACGCUUUCUUCUCAUGAACGCAAAUUCAAAUGCAAGUCUAUUGAUUUCGACACCGGCAUAUCGAUUCAAGCUGGAAACUUUAUAUGGGAAUUCGUGUCCUCCUCCGGUGAAGUUAUUCUUCCCGGCCACAUCUUCUCCAAGGUGGAAGUUGAUAGAGAUACUAUUCAGCUUAGCAGACCAAUUCCUGAUGUUAACUUGUCGAAGUUCUUGGGACCAAAUGAUGGCAAAUUCAUUAUGGGAAGGUGCCGUUCGGUCAAAUUAGAAGAUGGUGAUGAUGCAGAACAACCGUUUGUUCCACCCUCGGAUCCUUUCAUUGUCAUCGGUCAAGCCGAGGAUGCUGAUGAUAAAGGAAAGAUUGAUAUCCUGGAGACUGUGGAUGCGGAAGAUGAAAAACCUGGCGUCACUGUAAAGGAUGCAGCUGACAAUCGAGUUAAUCAGGAUGAAAACGAUUCAGUGGUCCUUACCUGUGAAGCUCAAGACAAGUUUUCGAGAAGCAAGGUGAAUGGCCUGACGUACGCUUGGGAGAUCCGCACAAAAGACAACCGCCCAGUGGAUACCAGUGCUCUGGCUGAUAGGAUCGAACUUUUACCAACUGGUGAAAUCAAACUCACCGUUCUCAAACAAUCGGCCGCCGGUCUUCGUGCUCGUUGUGUCCUCACCAACGACACUGUGGACGAAGAAGCCGGAAGAGACCAAGGUGUUCUCUCACCUGGCGAAACGAAGCCGGGAGCUUUUAUCGAUUUCAAUGUCAGACCUGAUCCAGGCAGUGGCAUCGUGUUUGAUGGCAUGACGUCUCUUGAUAUCGAUAAGUCAGAUCCGCCAAAGUUCAAAGUCCAGGUCGAGGGGCUCGAUAGUAACGGUGCGUUGUCUGCGAAGGUGGGCGACGAGGUUGUAAUCAAAGGGAGACUUAUCAACACCGAAACCGGUGAAGACGAGGCAGAUAAGGUGAGGUUCGGCAUUGAAACGAGCUACUCUGAUGGAAGCCCAGCCCCAUUGGGUCUUCUUGGCGACACCAUUAUGGUGAAUUCAAAAACUGGUGAGGUAAAAGUGAACGACUUCAAGGGAGACCGCCUGGCACCCCAGCGAGGAAGUUUGCGCAUCCGCAUCGUCGCAGAAAGGACUUUUGAGUCAGGCGAACCUCCCAAACUGAAGACUGAGCGCUAUGCCUCCAACUACAUUCUACCAGUUACCCUCGAAGAAGAUGGUACUCCAAUCAAGGACAGUAGACCUACACCUGAAGAAUUUGACCCUAUUUCACCAACAAUCGAGGGACUAAGUCCUUGUGGCAAUCUUCUCCUUCAAGAAGGCUAUUCUGUGUCGGUUUACUGCAAAGCAACUGACGAACCGAACAAAGAAGACCAAUUUGUCUUCGGUUGGGAGAUCUUCAAUGCUAAAGGCGCCCCUAUCCCUCUUGUGGGCGUAAUAUCUAGCUCUGCUGUGGCUGAAGGAUCCGCGCUGCAUCUGACAGGUGCCAGAGACCCAGUAAACCCAGUUUUUGGGAGAUGCGUUGUCUCGAGGAAAGCGGGUGAUGAUACCCGGUACUUCAGUCCCCUAUUCCGAGUUGGUGGAAAAUGUGAUGAAGCUGAGCCGAUAACAACAACUACACCCGCACCGAGGCGAAACGUGACAACACGCCCAGAAGAAGGGGAAGGGGAGACGAAAUUUACUGGCGCGACCCUUGACACGGGGAGAAAGAUCCGCUUCCAAUUGACCGGAAUCAAUGCAGAUCGACUUGUGGUGGCUAGACCAGGGGAUGAUGCAACUCUGAGCUGCACUGCAUACGAUGCUGAGACGAAUGAGGUCCUUUCCGAUGCUACCAUCAGCUGGGAAUUCAGUGAUCUUGAGCAGAACAAAAUAAGUCCGAUGCGCAUCGCCAACAAGGUUGCUGUUCGAAAGAAAAACACCAUCGAUUUUACUGGCUUGCGCAAGGAACCGAAGGCUGGUGGGAGGUGCCUAAUCACCCUUGAUGACAAGGCCACAAUCAGCACGCCUUUCUUCUACUUCCAUGUCACCGAUGAUGAUAAAGAAGGCAAGACUUCCUUGCUUUCAUUUGCAUUAGUGCCAAUGGAUAGGCUUCUCAACGGUGACGCGUCUGUUGAAGUGCUAGUGGAAGGUCUCAACGAGCAGGGUCAGAUUUCCGUCAAGCAAAUCGGUGAUGACGCACAGCUAACUUGCAAGGCAAUCAGAAAAGAUACAAAUGAAAUCCUCACUGAAGACGUUCGUUUUGGUUGGGAGUGGCGUUAUCUGGACAAUGAUCCAGCUAUGACAAGCAAUGUAGCCAUUGGUAUAAAAACUGAUGGAGAUAGUAUGGAAUUGCGUGGUAUUCGGGCUCCUGAAGGCCUUGGUGGUCGUGGCAUCAAGGGACGCUGCGUUUUGCACAUCCCUGCUAAGAAGGUCGAACCCGAAGCUGCCGAUGGAGACAGAGAACGCAAAUUUGUUUCACAGUACUUCAUGGUUGUGGUCGAUCGCGUACCGGUGGUUACUCAGUCGCCCAUUCCUGGACAUGCAAUCGAUGGCAUUACUGUUGAGAUAGAGGGUGCAGUAGACGGAGAAUUGAAGGCUAGCCAAGGCAGUGAUGCAAAACUUAAUUGUAUUGUCAAGAACGUUACCAGUGGAAAACCGAUCUCGGCAGCUCUAUAUGCUAUAGUCUAUGGGUGGGAGUUCAGAGAUGCCUCUGGCAAUGCUGUAGACAGCAGUUUCUUUGCAAAUGCCGUGAAUAUUGAGUCACACGGAAGUCUGCGACUUUCUGGAUUAUCAGCGCCCUCUACAGGUCGUUUCCCGAUGCGGAUUCGGUGCUAUGCUACACUUGCUCGUCGCUUACCAACUGAGGAUAGAGAAGUUCUGCGACCUCGCUACUACACUUCCGAAUAUGUUGGCCUUUUGAUAGUCAGGGAAGAUGGAACCGUCACGGCUCCUGAACCUGGUCAACCAGAACCGGAUCUGCAAGGCAACCGCGUUGAUGUCUUUGUAAAGGGACUGCAUCCAAGUGGAGAUUUGAAGAGCAUGCCUGGAGAAGAUGUUGAACUAUUGUGCGUUGCCACAGACAAAAAGGCGGACCAGGAGAUAACACGUGACCAAGGGAUAUUUGACUGGAGUCUCCUACGACCGAAUGGUUUGAAGCUCUCCAACGGUCAGCUGGCUAAGGAAGCUGUCUUUGAUGGACCUCGAUUGGUGCUGAAGCACGUGCUAUUACUCGAUCCUGAGAUGGCUGGAUCAAUGGGCCGUUGUGAGGUCUUCUACAACGGGCAGACAUAUUCCUCACCAUUCUUCAAGCUUGACUUUACUCCUAAGCAACCGCUAGAACAAAUUGAAGGCGAUGGUAUGCUUGUGGUCGACAUCAAUGGGGCCAACAAAGCUCUCAGUAUCGUGGAACUAACUCCAGACGAAAAGACACUUCAAUGUUUCGCAGUUGAUUCAAGGACCCGAAAGCCAGAGACUGAUGUUGCUUACGACUGGGAGUACUACACGAGCCUUGGAAAUGGUCUUCCGGAUGUGCUUGACAUGAUGGAUCCAGAGCGAGUAGAAACCUUCAAAGAGGGCCUCAAUGGAAAACUCACUCUUAAGGGAACAGACAAUCGAGACGUUACGAAGGAUAGGGUGACGCGUUUGCGAUGUCGAAUUACUAAGGAUGGUGCCAGCUACACGUCACCUUACUACAGUAUCCGACUAGCAGACGAAAAAGUCAGUGUUGAAGAGCCGGAGAUAAAACCAGUUCCAAAAUAUUGGGCUUGGAUUACUGGCCUUGAUGACAAAGGACGCGCAUCGGCUAAGCCGGGAAAUACAGUUCGGCUAGGCUGUCAGGCUAUCGACACUAAAACUGGCAAUGAAGCAAAGAAUGUGGAGUACUUGUGGGAACUGCGCCGUACUGAUGGUAGAAUGGCUGAUGUGGGACAAAUUGCAUCUGGCGAAGUUAGUUUCGGGGAGAAUGAAAUAACUCUAAGGGAAAUAAGACCAAACUAUGGAAAUCUGAAGGGGCGUUGCAUCAUCAUGGACCGCGCCACUAAAGAACAAUUCCAUUCGCCCUUCUUCAACUUUGCUGUCCCGCCAACUUUCGAAUUGGAAGAUAUUGAAGAGUCGCCGCCCCUCAUAAGGGAUGCUUCUCUUCAAGGCGAUCGUAUGAAGGUAUGGGUGACGGAGUUAAACUCGCUUGGAAAUCUUAACGGAAUGGUCGGGCAGGAUGCUUCCUUGAAGUGUAACGCUGAAGGCGAGUCUCAAGUCGCGAAUGCUGAAGUGCUCGGCUACUCUUGGCAAUUCAUUGACAGGCACGCUCAGCUAAUCUCUCCUAGCGUUCUUGCGAAGGAGAUUCAGAUUAAGGGUGAUGGAACGCUCCUUAUGAAUGGUUUACGAGCCUACAAGGACCGACAGGGCUACUAUUCCAUUGGUGGACGCUGUCUUGCACACGCCAAAAUAGGCAGUGAAGAUGGAAAGGUGGAACAGCUUCGUUUCCCGUCCAAAUACUUCCAAGUGAUUGUUCGCGAUACUGAAGAGCCAGUUCUACCAAAGGUUCCUGAAGAUUUGCAAGGAGAAUUCGUCAUUGUCGAUGUGGAUGGUCUUGGUAAACGUGGCAAUCUCAAAGCAGAACCUGGUGACACUGUAACACUCACAUGCAAGGCUAAAGACAUCGAAGCCGAUGUGGACGAUGUGCCUGGCACACAGUCCUGGAAAUUUAUCGAUUCGCUAGGUCGUGAAGUGCCCGCAGAGCGUCUUGCGAUGUCUGUGGAGAGAACUGGUCGUCAAAUCAUUCUGACCCACCUCAGACCAACUCUAAAAGACAUCAUUACCCGCGGUAAAUGUGUCAUAUUCGGCGAGAGAAGGAAGCGAUUCUACUCCUCAGUGCCUUUUGAGGUGGUGGUCAGACGACGAGACCUGGAUGAGGAGAAAGAGGGUGACGAGGUAGUUGUUGAUGUGUUUGGCGACAUCGUUGACAAUGCGUUCACCGGUUCUAAAGGCGGCGAUGGCAAAUUCUACUGCUCUGCUAAAUACGUGAAGACAGACAAGCCAAUUUCUCCCGAAAAAGCCCAAUACGCAUGGGAAUUCGAGAUCGAUGGUCGGUUGAAGCCGCUGGAUAGUGUGGCAGGAGACGUGGCUACAAAGACGACACAAGGCACAGACCCGAAUAAUCCGCAAGCCGCUAUGCUUCAGCUCCAGGGUCUUGGUUCCUUAACCAAAUGGACAAGGGCACGUUGUGGUGUCACUGUGACUGAACAACUUGAAGGAGGAGGCGUGCCUGCCAGCAAAACCUACUAUUCACCUUUCUUCACUUCAGGUGAAGCCUUUGACUCCACUACUCCCGAUGGACGUAUCAUUACAGAUCCGGAGAUUUCCAUUCGCGUGCUCGGUCUCGAUGGAAACGAUACUGUGAUUGCAAAUGUUGGUGAUGAUAAAAUACUCCGAUGCUCUGCAAUCGACAUGACCACUGGUCUGCCCAUCGAAAGUGCACGAUUUACUUGGGAUCUUCGAACUGUUGAUAAUCUGCCCCUAACCACCAACAGACUAGCAGAACAGGUUCGCGCUGUGGACGGAGAGCUGCAGCUUUUCGGACUGAAAGAAUUGAGCAAAUUCGUCAGGGCUCGUUGUCUCGCCACCCUGCCGUCCAAGGACGCUCCGCAGGAAGGUGAACCCAAAAAGAGGCUACCUUUCUAUGCCUCGCCUGUUGUCAAAUUCCAGGUCACCCCGAAAGAGGGUGAAUCUGUGCCUACGGAAUUGAAAGAUAUAUCGAACUUGAAGGUUGAGGUGCAUGGUAUCUCACCUUCGGGAACUCUUACUGAUGUUGAUGGAAAUAACAGAACCCUUGACUGCAUAGUGACUGACAAGUGGAUGGGCGCCCCCAUUGUUGAAGGCAUCUCAGUGGGGUGGAAUUUGGCCACGGGUCCAGACAAUCAACCAUUCGAGCUAUCCCGUCUUGCUGAUAGUGUUCAGUUUGACGGAUCCAGAUUGAUCUUAACUGGACUCCGUAAAACUGGCAAGUAUUCAGGCGGUCUGCGAGGUCAGUGCAUUGUCUCUACUGAAGGCGGUGACACUCUUGAAGUACCGGUAGUAAAAUCCGACGUCUUUGCUAUUCACAUUUUGCCGAAGCCGUCGGUUGAUCUGGAAGAGCCGGCGGUACCUGAAGAAGACGGGAAGGGACUUCCCGAUACGUGGCUUCCUGGACCUGAACCCAAAGAUGCAGUUUUUGUGAUCAUUCAUGAAUUGAACCGCGAUGGAGAAUUUGAACGCAACGUCGGUGCGGAUGCAACGCUUACUUGUGUAGCACACGACACGAAAACCCAGCAGCAGCUGAAGGUGGGCAGUCCAAAUGACAGAAUAUCACUGCGCUUUGGUUGGGAACUCCGCGAUAAGAGCACUGGAGAAGAGUUGAGCUUCAACCAAUUGGCGUCUGGUCAAGUGACCAUGACCCAGACAUCCCAGGGUGUGGACGCACCGGACUCCAGUGCGGUCAGUCGCCUACACUUGGAGGGUCUCCUCUCGACCAUUGGCAAGUCCCUCCACGGUCGCUGCACUGUCGGUCUGAAUGGGCAGCGCUAUCGCUCCGCCUAUUUUCCCAUUUCAAUCGGCGGCAAGAGGGUUCCUGGAAGCAUUGUUACUGUUGAUGACAUCCCUGGAUACUACGAGACUGACAAUGCUGUCACCGUAGUCAUUUCACAACUGGACUCCGAUGGAGGAAAGGUUGUGUACAGUGGUGAAGAUGCAACUCUAACAUGCUCUGCGAUGAAUUCAAAAUCGAGGAUUCCACUUCCUGAAAAGUCAGUGUUCUACGGGUGGCGAUUAGUAAAUGCUGAAGGUCACGAGUUGCCUCCAGAAAGUUUAUCAUCAAUUCGAGCUGAGGGAGACACGUUGACUUUAACCAAGGUCUCGUACACAGUCGGUAAAAGUGGUGUUCUAGAGCCCAUCUAUGGUUGGUGCAUUGCGGGAGUAAAACGAGCGGCCGGUUUGUCGGGACUGCAGCACUACCGAUCGGACACAUUCAUUAUCCACCCGAAUGGUGAAAGUGUUGGCGAACCAUCCACCCUUGACAGGCCUGAACUUACGGUUAGUGUGACCAAUGUUGGUGGAGAUGAAGACUUCCUCGUUCGUCCAGGAGAAGACGUCGAAAUGAUAGCAACAGUAACAGACUCGAAAACCGGUGACAAAGUGGCAUCAAAAGACGUGACAAUCGGCUGGGAGUGGACAGAUGUGAGCGGAAUGCGGACAAUAAAUUUGGGCGAAUUUGCUGCUGGUGGAGAAGAGCUAAAAUCUGAGGGCUUAUACAACGCCUACGACGUGCGACUUCCACAACCUGUGCGUGGACGCGCUGUGGUGACAUACAGCAAGCCUGAAGAGGGCCGAAAAUGGUACUACACAUCGCCCUACUUCUUCCUCUCGCCUGAUAGUGAAUUUGUUCCGGCGGAGGGAGAAGAACCAUAUAACGAAAUUCCCUUUGACGAAGCUGAUGACAAGGAUGUCCUACUCAAAAUCACCGGACUGAACGAUAAGGACCAGUUUGUUGUUCCCACCGAAGGCAAAAGCGAAAUCACUGUCGUCGCUACUGACGCGGCUACGGGAAAAGUUCUAACGGAGGAUACAGAACCCGCGUUAGUGGGUUACGGCUGGGAUGUGGUGAAACCCAACGCUCUCCCAACUCACAGUGGUGACUUGGCCGACUCCGUCCAGAUGGACGCGAAAUCAGGCAAGCUCACUAUGACCAAUUUGCAGCCGGGCGGUCAGCAGGCACUGGUGCGAAUGACCGCUCUGGUUGAGGUCACGAAAGGAGAAGGGGAGGAGGCCAUCACUCUGCGCAAGCGCUACAAGUCCAAUCCCAUACCUGUUGUCUCCGAGACUGAUGUAUGGCCCGAUGACUCUGCAAUGGACUUGACUGGGAAGGUGGUCACUGUCACGGUUGAAGGGUUGGAUGAAAAUGGCGACCUUGUUGUGAGUCCCGGCGAAAAUGCGAAAAUGAGAGCUGUCGUCAAAGAUGCCUCGGGAGCUGAUACAAAAGUGAGCGGCUACUCGUGGAUGUUCGCCGACCACAAGGGCUAUCCAGUGGCGCCUUCGCUGAUUGCGAAGAGCGUCGAGGAGGGUGCAGAUGGCAGCUUAAAACUCUCCGUCAUUCAACCCUCUGCGAUGGCUGACGGCGUGCGUGGUCGAGCUCGUGUGGCUGUGCAGCGCGAGGGUGGCGAGGGUCCUCAGUACUACGAGUCCUCCUGGUUCAAAUUCAAGCUAUCGAUUGAAGAGGAAGUCGGCCCAACUGAUGGCCCCAGCGGUAUUCCCGAUGAACAAGAAUAUGGAUUCACUUUGAAAAUAAAGUCGAAUACCAGCAUUAUCUAUCCCAAUAAGGAGGGUGAUAUUGUAAUGGCGCGACCUCAUCUUCCGCUUGAGUUGGACUGUGUGGUCGAGUUUGCGGAGGGUGUUACUCCACGUUUGUCGGAGGCUGGUACACCAGUUCCGCAGCUCUCGUGGUACUAUCGACGUCCGGAGAUACCCGGUGAUGUUCCAAUUCCAGCCGAAAUCUAUCGCGUGGAUUUAGGCAAACUGGAGACUCUGCUCAUCAGUGAGAUCGGCGAUCGUGGUAUUCGUAUCUCCUCGGAUCUCUAUGACUUCCGCGAUGAUCUUGCUGAGUUCCAGUGCCAUGCCAUGGAUGGUGAUAAAACACUGGCGAAGCAGACUGUUUUUAUCAACCGUGUGAAGGAACGGGUUCGUGUCCAAGUGUUCGAUGAGAACUCACGCACAGCCCUGUAUGCACUAGAAAACUCUAAGACAACUCUGUCGUGCUACGUUGAAGACGAGAUCUACGGUGGUCGAGUGGAUCCUCUCAGCUACAAAUGGGAGAUCAAGCAUCCGCAACGGGGCUGGGAUGAGAAUAUCGAGUCCAGUAAAGUGGCUACCACGGUUGAGGGAGUGAAUAUCAAAGACCUCAUCCUGGACGGUCUCCUCGUUUCUGAGCCCAAUCAACCCUCAACGUCCUAUCAGCUUCGUUGCGUCGCUCAGUACAAUGAAACUUACUUCGUUGUGUCAAGAGGCUUUGCCGUCAAUGUUCACCGAACUCCUGAAUUGAAGUCUAUUCGAUUGGUGCGUGAAAAACCGGAGCACCAAGAGCUGUCGGACGAACCUGCGAGGGACAUAUAUGACGCCGGUAGUGAUUACCUCGUAUCGUGCAAGCCUGAAUUUUCCGCAGGCGAAGUUCAAUCGGUGUGGGAAAAAUACGAUGAGGAGUUUCUUGACUGGGAAAUGAUUAGUCCACCUUCAGACAAGCUCUUCUUUGUUGCCGACUCAACGGAAUACCAAGAUGAGGGUCAAUACCGAUGUCGUGUCAGUCACGAUCUACAGGAUUAUGAGUAUCAUGUGAUCAAGACACGUGUUCUCGAACUCCGUCGUAUUGCUGGUCCUGCACCAUCGGCCAAGGAUCAACAGACAUUUACGGUGAACGACGAGUUAAUGUUGCAAUGUACUGACCGUUCGGCAUCGCCACAGGUUGAGGUUGAGUGGUCUUUCAAACCCAGUGGCGAUGCACCGCCUGAAGGCAAGGAUCCUCUUGCCAUCGGUAGUUACUUCCAGCACGAUCGAACCAACGUCUUCAUCGUCCCUCGUGGUCAACUGUUGGAGUCGCAUUCAGGAACGUACACUUGCACAAGAACCAAUGAGCAUGGACAGGCAACAACAGCGAUCCGUGUUACCGUGAAGCCUGACUCCUUUGAAGCGGUCUAUAAUAAACGAGCGUGA
Molecule: messenger RNA, 23562 nt
Organism: Echinococcus granulosus
Lineage: Eukaryota; Metazoa; Platyhelminthes; Cestoda; Cyclophyllidea; Taeniidae
Product: Basement membrane-specific heparan sulfate proteoglycan core protein
Exons: 116
Coding region: 1-23562 (7853 amino acids)
Biological process (GO): cell-cell adhesion
Cellular component (GO): cell-cell junction
Molecular function (GO): cell adhesion molecule binding
Source: RefSeq, a predicted model, not a curated record